AAAAUUUUUUUUUUUUGAUUGACUAUUUUCCGUCUGUUGCAAUUCGGGUUUGAACUAUGUAUAAAACCAUGCAACUCAAAGAUGGGCAUAUCCUUGCGCACAUCCUGGCUGCAACCUCCAUUGGAGUCAUCUCUGCCACUGCGUUUCACUACUACCAUCGACAAAAGCCCCAAAAACAGUUGGAAGAUCAAACCGUAGUUCCAUUGUUAGACAGGAAUGAGUCUGGCCGUGUUGCCAAACUUGAAAGAUUCUCCAAUUAUGUCGCUAGGCAGAUAGGAUUUGAAGAUGGAAGUGAAUGUCCCCAACUUUGCAAAUUAGCAUAUGAGUACCUCAAAAAAUCCAAAGAGUGUGAGAGUACUAUCUAUGAGUAUUUUGCUGAUGAGCUGUAUGUGAAGUUGGUUGAGGAGUUUGAUAGGUGCAUCCUUGCCUACUUUGCAUUUCAUUGGAGCCAAGCUUCUCUCAUGAUCAGUCAGGUAUAUGCAUAUAUAUGUGUUUAUAAAUGUUUCAACAAAAAUGUUUGGUAAUCGAAAAUUUUACUUCAAAAAUUAGUCAGAAAAAAAUAUUGAAUCGAAAACUUUACUUCAAAAAUUAGUCAGAAAAAAUAUUGGAGUAGUUGAGAUUCAUUUUAAAUUAGGUCCCACUAUAUGUGUGUAUGUUUUUAUAAAUGUUUCAACAACAAUAUUAGGUAAUUGGAAAAUUUAAUUAGAAAAUUACAA
This is a messenger RNA of Camellia sinensis, 716 nucleotides long. The record is from RefSeq and is a predicted model, not a curated record. Lineage: Eukaryota; Viridiplantae; Streptophyta; Magnoliopsida; Ericales; Theaceae.